Messenger RNA from Mycena indigotica, 1032 nucleotides. RefSeq names its product Metallophos domain-containing protein. Bases 100 to 1032 code for a protein of 310 amino acids. The transcript has 4 exons. Gene Ontology annotation, molecular function: hydrolase activity. The record is from RefSeq and is a predicted model, not a curated record. Lineage: Eukaryota; Fungi; Basidiomycota; Agaricomycetes; Agaricales; Mycenaceae.
ACGUUCGUCCAUCACAGGCAAAGAACUGACCUACUUCUCGAGCGUAAAACGACGUCGAUUCUGCGGCGGUGUUGGACUGAGCCUUUGAUCUCGUUGUCGAUGACCACCAAGAUGCUUCCACGUCGCAAGCGCAUCACAUCACCAACAAGUAUUGUUCAGCUCGACUAUCCAGACCACCAGCCUUCACCAAAACCGGCUGGAAGCUAUACCCGCUUCGUGCUCAUCUCAGACACCCACUCCCAAGUUUUCCCGGUCCCUGAUGGUGAUGUUUUACUUCACUCAGGCGACCUCACCCGGCGAGGAACUCUCCGCGACUUGCAUCGCACUAUGGACUGGCUCUAUGCACUCCCACAUCCAAUCAAAAUUAUAAUAGCCGGCAACCGCGACUUUGCUCUCGACCGCGAAUGGUACGAUAAGAACUGGGAACACACUGGUCAUCCAGGGAAACCAGCAAUCUGGGAACACCCGGAUCCGAUAUUCGAGUUGCUCACCGGUUCACGUGCCAAAGCUGCAAAUGUGAUUUAUCUGCGUGACGAAAAGUAUUCAUUCACAGCUGGAGGACGGGAAUGGACGGUCUACGGCACUCCGCGAAGUCCCAACUUUGGUGCACGCGUCCGCGCAUUUGGAUACGAUUCUGCAGACGCGACAUCGAUGGUUUCAGCUUUCCCUGAAACUGAUAUUUUAAUGACCCACGGACCCCCUCACGGCAUCCUUGACCAGACCACACACAAUGCAUUCGCAGGUUGCCCGGCUCUGACCUCUCGGAUUAUCAGCUUACGGCCCAGAUUACACGUCUUUGGCCAUAUUCACGAGUCGCGUGGAUGUUAUGUGCACGAAUGGAGUGAGGCAACGCCGUCCGCCCAAAACCCAGCUAGCCGUCGGAUUGCGGAAGACGAAGAGAAGAUCGGCGGAAACGGUCAGCAAACUAUAUUCGUCAAUGCUGCAAAUACCCCCAAGCUAGCGAGUGGCGGAGUACUACCUCCAGUGGGAGGAUCAGGAUUCCAGCCCAUCGUCGUUGACCUGCUCAAUUGA